AUGAACAAGGACCAGAAUGCUAGCAAUAGCGAUAUUGAGCGUAUUCUAUCAAGCCAGGUUUGGAAAAGACGGUCUCUUACAAUGCGAACUACCGCCUCCGAAAUCCAUAGAAAGCUUAGAAUUGACUGUUCCAAAACAAGCAUAUGUAACAAUACUUUAUCAACACCGAGCCUGCCCCCUAUAAAAGAAAGCUUUCUAAAUAAGCUAAAAUCUGCCACAUUACCUCCUCUGUCUCCAUCAGAUUUGUCUUUUAGCCCUGAUCACAGCAAGCGACUAUUUCGAUUAGCAAUUCCUUAUAAAACGUUAGCAAGUUCUCUUAAAUCUCAAAUUAGAACGAUAAAAACGAAUACCGAGUCAAUAAGAGUCCCAGUUUUCCCAAAAGCACCGUUUGGAAGCCAUAAAAAUGAAGUCGUUCCAGAAUUCGAAGAACUGACUUUUGAUUAUACAAAUAUACACGAUAUUGAACUUAAAGCGAACCAAAUUAAAUGCCUUUCAGGAAGAAUGAAAUCUGAAGGCUUAUUCGCUAACCUGCUGGCAAAAUCAGCUGAUUUAAAAUAA
Molecule: messenger RNA, 558 nt
Organism: Blepharisma stoltei
Lineage: Eukaryota; Ciliophora; Heterotrichea; Heterotrichida; Blepharismidae
Source: the annotation of a GenBank genome assembly